Messenger RNA from Acanthochromis polyacanthus (spiny chromis), 1793 nucleotides. RefSeq names its product tumor necrosis factor a (TNF superfamily, member 2) (gene tnfa). NCBI's taxonomy places the organism in Eukaryota, Metazoa, Chordata, Actinopteri, Pomacentridae. The record is from RefSeq and is a predicted model, not a curated record. Bases 376 to 1092 code for a protein of 238 amino acids. The transcript has 4 exons. Gene Ontology annotation, molecular function: tumor necrosis factor receptor binding. Gene Ontology annotation, biological process: immune response. Gene Ontology annotation, cellular component: membrane.
UGUUCUGUUUUUUUGUGUGUAUUGCUGUCGGUGUGGGAGUAUCUACUGACCUGUGAUUGAGUGUGUGUGCACUAAGGUGCAAUCACUACGCGAGUGUUGAUGUACUCCUGGGAUAACUCAGUCACAGAGAUGUGUGUAGGAGUAUGUGGUGUGUAAGAUCCUCCCAAGCUCUGGGUCUCUCUUCCUCAUCAAAUCUCCACUCACGACAAUGACAUCACUGGAGUUUCCCCCCAGGAGGAAACGGUUUUAAUAAGAGCCACUCUCAGUGUCAGUCAACAAACCAGACUGGCAGUAACAGAAGAAGAGAAAGGCUGUCAUUAAGGCUACUAAGAGCUCAGCUUGACUUGAAGGGACUGAAGGAACUAAAUUAAAACAAUGGAACAUGAAUGCAAGGUAAUGCUGGACACCGCCGUCGACACAGGCGCCAUGAAACAGAGUGUCAAACCCAGCUCAAAGCUUACCAUGGCCCUGCUGGCAUUCACACUCUGCUUUGCUGCCACAGCUGCUGCUGCCCUCAUCUUUAACAAGGAUGUCAAGGGUUCAGGACCAAAUGACGACAAUUUUGAUCUUCGUCAUACAUUGAGGCAAAUUUCAAACGUGAGAGCAGCCAUUCAUCUAGAAGGAGAAUACAACUCUAACAUAAAAACUUCAGUGGAAUGGAAGAAUAAUGUGGAUCAGUCCCACUUUCAAGGAGGCCUAGAACUCAAUAACAACGAGAUUGUCAUUCCAGAAAACGGCCUCUACUUUGUUUACAGUCAAGCAUCUUUCCGGGUCAACUGCAGCAGUAAUAAUGUUGAUGACACUGCUUCCAUGGUCCACCUAAGCCACACUGUGACACGCUGGUCCAGCUCAUAUGGCAAUGAUGAUGCCAAGAAGUCAUAUCAAACUAUCCUACACUCUAUCCGCACUGCCUGCCAGAAAACAGCCAUCAGUGAUUCAGAUGAGGAUGAGAGCUGGUUCUCUGCUGUGUACAUGGGAGCUGUGUUCAACUUAAAGAAAGGAGACAGGCUGAAGACAGUGAUGGAGGAAGAGAUGCUGAAGAAACUGGAGGAUGAGCCUGGCAAGACUUUCUUUGGUGUGUUUGCCUUGUGAGGGCAGGUGACUGAGAGAAAGAGGUGACAGAUAUGAAGGCAGAUGACCAGCCCCACUGUAAGGCCUGCAGCCUGCUGUCCCACUGACACUCACUUACAUUGUUGAAUGUUAGGGUUUACAGAAUCCUUACACUGGAUUAUCCAGUCAGUGCAAUAUUCAGUGUAGGCUUUCAAACCAAACUUUAAAAGAAUGUAUAAGCAAUUUAUUGCUUGUUUAUAAUGUUAUGUACUAUGUACUACUACCUUAUUGUCGGUACCUUUUGCUGUAGUCCAAUGCUGAGUUUGUAAGACUUUUGGCAUUUGUGUGAAUUUACUAUGACUGUUGCACAUUUAAUGUGUCACUACAGGCUGACAGAAGCAGGUAGAAGUGGUUUUAUUUAUGUAUUUAUUUAACGUAAUAUUGUCAUAUUUAUUUUAUUUAUUCAAUAAUAUAUUUAUUUGUGUGUGUGUGUUUUCAUGUGUUUUUGCGAAGAAUGUCUUUAUCAGAAAUUGUGCUGGAUUGUAUUCAUCCAUCCAUCCAUCCUCUAUACACCGCUUUAUCCUCACUAGAGUUGCGGGGGGUGCUGGAGCCUAUCCCAGCUGACUCGGGCGAAGGCAGGGGACACCCUGGACAGGUCACCAGUCUGUCGAUUGUAUUCAUAAUUUAUUAAAUUAUUCACUGUAACUGAUAAUCAGUUUAACAGUUUUUAUUUAUUUUUUUGG